ACCGCAUCCGCAGAUUCGCGGCAGUACUCUAUCCCUACUAUGGAAGAAUACCGCUAAGUUUUUAACUGUUGUGUUUGUCAGUACCGAGUCGCAACGCGCGAGGUGAAAGUAUAUUUAACUAGUGUAUCUCUUGUGUCGCUUCAUCUCUGCGGUACGAUUAUGACUUUUUAAAAUGCACUUCAGCAAACGUCGUGCGCUUGGUUUUCGUAGUAUUGCAGACUGAAUCAGCAAGAACUCAUUAAGGGAAUUGUUCAAUAAACUUUCACACACCAGGUGAAGCGCUGAGACAGUUAGUGAAUAUGUGUCAUAUAUAUUAUGGGCAACACUGGCAGCCAUCUAUCCACCAACGUUAGUCUGAAAGAAGAACAAUGGGCUAACUCGUACCAGAAAAGCCAACAUUUACCAUCGAAAUUCGGCCAGCUGAGUCAGCAACACAGAGUGCUGCCAGAACAAGGCUUCCUGCCAAAAUUAAAACACACCGACAAUGGAGAAAUCCUACAAUCGGGCGGUACACUGACUGGAAGACAGAAGGCCAUUUUAGAAAAGGUGGUUAAAAACGAAUAUUUAAAAAACCUUCUACGACCAAUAGAAGCCAAGGUAAACAAAAAUUUUGGAAACGAAGUGACAAUGGUUUGGAACCGAUCUAUACUAUGGACAGUUUAAUACCAGGCGUUACUAUCAAAUUUCCUGCAAACGUACUACGGGUUGCCGAACGGAAUGAAUAUCAUUCCGAUAGCACCAAUUUUCAGAGGAAAAAAGAACCUCUGCAGAAGUCCACGUCACAUGGAGUACAACACAAACUCAGCCAAAAUGCUAGUCAACAGAUGAAAUCGUUCGCUUCGGAACCUGAUUUGAGACUGACGUCAUUGAACAAGCAGAUGAUGAAGGAGAGGAGAUCCAAGAAAAAAUACAAGGCCCCUUCCCCACCUAACAGAACCGCUUCGAAAGAAAAGCCUUUAACAGAGUGGGAAGACAACUCGAGCGAUAACGAGUACUCAGUAAGACGACCAAGAUUGUACAAAACUAGGGCAGAAACAAAAAAAUCUAGUCAUGUAAUUAAGUCAAGUCCAGGUUCCCAAGACGGAUCGAAUCGUUUACCUUCUACUGUACCUACUGCACCUAACCAUAGACCUAACAGGUUGUCUUUACCAGAAAUGAAGUUUGCUGAUACAGAGGAAUUCCAGAAUGAGCUUCGAGAAGCUACCAAGAGACUGCGGCAUAUCAGUGUGGAGUCUCAGACUAUCAUGAAAUUUGAUCUUACCAAAGCAGGCAAUAAAGCAAAUGCCCAAGAAUCUUCUAAGGCAGAUAGUAAAAAUGUCAACUGUAUCAGAGGAGAGGCUUCUGGAAAAGAAUCUUCCAGUCAAGAGGCUUCUCCAAAGCUGCCACAGAAGGCGAAUAAGCCAGAACAAUCUAAGUUUUUCUAUUUUGGAAUGGAGGAACGUGGUAAUGGUGAUAUAACCACGUAUCGCACACCUCAAGUAAUACGAGCAUCGUCUGAUUCUGAUAUUUCCACAGAUAUAGACUCCGAUGAAAACAACGGCAAAGUGAAAAUCAACCUACAGCUACGACCUAUACUGCCAAAAAAACAGCUGGAGAUUCCCAGGUUUUCACCAGCAGAUGCGUGGAAGCUCCUCUCCACAAUCGAAGCAGCUACUGACAUAACAGUUGCUAGUGACGAUGCUUCUUUGUUUGUGGAGGAAAGCAUCGAAAAGUAUUCGAGACCACCGCCUACUCUGAUGCACAUGGGACCGCGAUCAAGCCACGACAAAUCGGGCGACUCUGGAAUAUCUGGGGACGAUGCGAUACAAUUGGCUGGGUUCGAUGAUCCAAUGGAACAUCAUGGGGUAAUCAAACAGAUACAGGUACCUUACAAAAAGCAAGAAAGAAUAUCUUGGACACCUCAGCAAGAUCUGGAAGACGACUCCAGUAUAGAAGAAUGUCUAAAUAGUAAAGUUCUCGAUCAAAGACCAAAAGCAGGUCCACACUUAUUCAGCUUGUCCUUGCCGAGGGACAACCAUUUGGCCAGUUACAUGAUAGAAAAGACACAUCAAACGAAUUAUAGUGGAUUAGAGAGAUUCAAGAAGUCCUUGACAGGUGUUUUGAACCAUAUCACACCCAAAAAGGAUGUUCUGCAAGCCAGUCUAACAGAUGAAGAUAGCGUAAACUGGUUUCUAAGCAAGUCUACAGCAAACUCUUUGAGUAACGGAUUUCACUCUUUGGAAAUGAAGAGGUCUGAUGAUUACGGUAAAUCCUCGAGAAUCAUGUAUUUGCCAGAGAUCAACAACAAUAUCUACAAUGUUUCAAAACAACACCACAAACCUCCAGUCCACUCAAAAUCAGUUGAAAACAUCCAUGUAGAGACCAGAGAGUCUUUACAAGAUCCGAUCGUAGAGAAUGUUUGGAAAGAAAAAAAAAAGUCGAAAAAGUUCACUUUUCAAAGUACAAUUAGACAAUUAGAAAAACGGAAUCUGUCGGAGAAACUAGCUAAGGAAGCUGAAAAAAGGGAACAAAAAAGACUGAUGGAGUUAGAAGCAAUGAGAAAGGUGGAAGAAGAGUUCCAAAGGAAGCGAGACAGAGAAAAAGCUAACAUAAAGCAACAAUUAAGGUCGUAUCGGACGGAUGAAGACACUGCGUGGUCCAGCCUGCCAUCCAAUUUAGAAAUGCAAAACAAGGUUAGGGCAGAACCAGAUGGAGCGAUUUCUUCUAGUCCUUCUCCACAAGCAUCUUUUGAAAAAUUGCUAGAUAACUUUGGAGGGUUUAAAGUUGCGCAGUCAAGGUCACAUGUCAAUAAAGUUAAAGCUACACAGGAGCUGUCUGAAUUCAAACAGACCGAAUAUUCUUACAAAGAAUACAGACUGAAGAAGAGGUAUUACAAUGAAGGACAUUCAAUAAGGCAAACGACUGUUCACCCGCAAGUUACUUGUCAUAUGCCGAAAGCGAAAGAGUAUGGAAAAAUGACGACUGGCAAGAAAGAUGUUGCGUGUGGUGUUGACAGUACGAUGUCGGUUAGCAGUUCAUACUCAGAAGAUUCCCAUCACUAUGGGAAAUAUGGUCCAAUAACAAGGUAAACAAAAUCAUCCGAAUUAAACUCUAAUAUUUGACCUUUUCAUAAAGGAAGUUUGGGAUGGUUGUAUAUUUUCGUGUAUUUUCAAAUGGAAUAUUCUGUAAUUAAUAGUUUUUGAGACAUGGUACUCAUACGCAUAAUAAUUUAGAAUUUAUGACAAAAAUUUUUUUGUCCAAGACUUAGAAAUAUAAGUAAUUUGAAUCCAUUUGAGCCCACCUACCAAAUAUUGUCCAUCUUUAGUCACAUUUCAAUGUUCCAGCCUUUCGUAAAAAAAUCCAUAGAAAUGCAGGUAAUCCGAUUUUUGUAUCUCAUUAAACAGGAUAUUAAGUUUGAGGGGUGAUUGCUUUGAUGAUCCAGAGAAGUUGAUAUUUAACCGUAGGUUCGACAAUGCUUUUUUGACCAAGUGAUCAAAAGAUCCGGUGAUUUUUCCUUUAGGGGAGUUUGGUUUCGUUGGCGUUUUUCUUACCCGAUUUCAGAUAAAUAUCCAGCUUUAUGUCAGCAAAUGCGGAGAUUUAACAAAUUUCAACAAAAUCGGCUGAAAAAUUAAUGAGAUCUAUAUUCCACAAAACUGUGCUUGAGC
Molecule: messenger RNA, 3644 nt
Organism: Acanthoscelides obtectus
Lineage: Eukaryota; Metazoa; Arthropoda; Insecta; Coleoptera; Chrysomelidae
Source: the annotation of a GenBank genome assembly